AUCCCAAGGCCCACUAUGCAGAGAGUGAUCCUGGUAGUGUUGUUGCUGUCCUGCAUGGCCGUUCUCAGCGUGCGUGCUGACAACAGCGAGAUGUUGGCCCCGCCCCCACGACCCGAGGAGUUCACUUCCGCCCAACAGUUGAGACAGUACCUGGCAGCCCUCAACGAGUACUACUCCAUCAUGGGCCGACCCAGGUAUGUACUCUCUCUCUCUCUCUCUCUCUCUCUCUCUCUCUCUCUCUCUCUCUCUCUCUCUUUCUCUCCCCCCCCCUCUAAGUUCUGUCUCUUUUCACCUUGUUCUCUCUAUCCCUCGCUCCCCCUCCCCACACGCACACACACCCAACCAACCACCCUCUCUCACACGCUCUUUCUCUCAACUCCCUCUGUCUCACUAUCUCUCUCCCCUCACUCUCUCUCC
Molecule: messenger RNA, 417 nt
Organism: Aplysia californica (California sea hare)
Lineage: Eukaryota; Metazoa; Mollusca; Gastropoda; Aplysiida; Aplysiidae
Product: neuropeptide Y
Cellular component (GO): extracellular region
Molecular function (GO): hormone activity
Source: RefSeq, marked provisional